AUGAGUAGGAUGCCGCAUAUUCUUCCUGUUUUAUUACCUCCCUCUACACUCAGACCUCUUGUUUUUCGGAUUCUUACAAAGAAGCAUUCAUUGACUGUCACAUCUCUGUCGUUACAGGCUCUUGCCCAUUUCGUGGGAAAAAACUGUGGUUCCGAAUGGCGUGAGCAAGGCCUUGCUGAAGUUUUACUAGAUGAGGUUGCUAAGAGCUGGAAGGAUGCUGGAGGAGGAGUUAUAGUUGAAGACAAUCCGACGGGUUUACUUCAACAAGUAUUGGGAGCACUUCAGGUCCGCAUUAGUAGCGGACGCGUUUUACGCUUUCCACAAGAGCAGUCGCUGGCAAACGUCUAUAAUCAACACAGUGAUCGAGGCACGCGAAGUUUUUCGGAAACCCAGCCAGGUAAAACAGAUCGUAAACCAGGCACUGAUGUCUCUUACUCGGACGACAUACCGCUGAAUGAUCUAAGCCAAUUAAUUAGGGUAGUUGAUGCUUUUAAUCAACCUCAUAUAACAUACUGCAGGGAACAAAAAGGAUUUCAAAAUUACUCAUCCUCUAGAUCCGUCUUUUCUUCACCAUCACACAGGGUCAAGGCUUUCAGAGACAGGUACAAUCGCUUAUACCAGCGCGUACUGAGAAACAAAUAUUUCCAACAAUCGCCCCUUGCUUCAGUCAAUAUCCAGUGGCCUUCUUUUACCUUGGAUUCGACUUUGGCCGGCAGCUACAGUCUAACUUUGGUUUCUAGUCUUCAAGGGCGAAAUGGAACAUCCCAUUUACUGCUUGGCCUCCUUCAUGUGUCUUCUACAGGGGAUUAUUCUUUAUCGGAUCUCACGGGAAGUAUUAUACUUGAUUUGCAAUUCGCAAAGGCUGUUCCCGAGACUGGAACGUGGUUUACGCCCGGUAUGAUUCUUCUUGUCGAUGGAAUUUAUGAAGCAAGCAUCGCGACGGGUGCUCAGCUUGGUAGAGACUCAGGUUCGAUCGCUGGGAAAUUCACUGUCCUGUCCAUCGCAGGUCCCCCUUGUGAACGAAGGGAAGUAUCUUUAGGGUUAAAUCUGCCCUCUUGCUAUGAAAAUAACCCCAUCGAGGGAUUUGGCUGGACCGACUUUCUUGGCGUUGGGAGUGAGCGUGCAAACGGUGCACAUAUGAGGCGUGUGAGACGACGGUACUCGCAGCUUGACUCAUCUGAUGUCGUCUCUACUGUUCGAACGCAGUUCGUAAUCAUAAGUGAACUUAAUCUGGAUAACCCCAAGGUGCUGGAAGGCCUUGGAAAGGUUUUUCGUGGUUAUAACUCAUUUCCUGUCGAGCGUGCUCCGCUCGCGUUUAUACUAAUUGGGAAUUUUGUCGGACGGGCUGCCAUGAACAGUGAAAACCAGAUUGGCAGUGUUGAUUUCAAAGAACUCUUUGACCGGCUUGCUGUCGUCCUCUCGGAGUUUCCAGCUCUACUCCAGAGCUCUACCUUCAUUUUUAUUCCUGGAGACAAUGACCCCUGGGCAUCAAGUUUUUGUGCAGGAGCAUCAACAUCAAUACCCCGUCCUCCUGUUCCCGAACUUUUCACUUCCCGAGUUCGUCGUGUGUUUGGUACUGUUAACGAAGGGAGCAAAAUUCGCAAAGGGACGGCUCUACAAGGUGGAGCGAUCUGGACUUCGAACCCUACACGUAUCAGUAUAUUUGGGCCAGUACAAGAACUUGUGGUUUUUCGUGAUGAUGUUUCUGACCGCCUACGGCGGACAUCGCUACACCUGCCCUACAAUACUACCUCAUUACCAAUUACAAAUUCUAUGGAAAGCUCGAAACAUUCAUGUGCCGAAUCCGGGGCUAUCAGUCGUAAUAGGACAGCUUUCGAAGAGGACCCGCAACCUCCACAGCCUAUCGAGGGGGGGAACUUGACUCGAAAUCUGACAACUCAGGAUGCUUCAAGACGAAAACUCGUGAAAUCGCUUCUUGACCAGGGGCAUCUUUCUCCAUUUCCGACAACCAUCAGGCCCAUUCUAUGGGAUUAUUCUGCUAGCCUUCACCUCUACCCACUACCCACAACUUUGAUACUAGCAGACCCUGCUACAGGACCAUUUUCCAUGACUUAUGAAGGCUGUAAUAUUCUGAAUCCCGGCAGCUUCGUAUCCAAGAGUAUCUCUGGCCAAUUUGUUUGGAUCGAGUAUGAUAUAAUAACAAAUAAAAGUUGUACGAUAGAGAAAUCAUUAUGA
Molecule: messenger RNA, 2196 nt
Organism: Ophidiomyces ophidiicola
Lineage: Eukaryota; Fungi; Ascomycota; Eurotiomycetes; Onygenales; Onygenaceae
Gene: DPB2
Product: DNA-directed DNA polymerase epsilon, subunit B
Exons: 1
Coding region: 1-2196 (731 amino acids)
Biological process (GO): DNA-templated DNA replication; error-prone translesion synthesis
Cellular component (GO): epsilon DNA polymerase complex
Molecular function (GO): DNA binding
Source: RefSeq, a predicted model, not a curated record